AAAAAUCAUUUUAAUAAUUCACACUUAUUGCACUAUUAUUUCAAUUUUACAGAGAAAAACAGGCAGAGUGAUGAAAUAGCUAGCUCGUAUAUACACAACAAAUGGCAGAGCUGGAAUGUCAAUCCUAGCAAUCUAAACCAGCAUUUAAAAACGAGGAAUUAAAGCACAUAGUGUGAGAAAAAUUAUAGGGAAGGGACAAGAGCUCAAGAGCACACCUGGAAAAGAAAUACUAUAAUUUUAAAAAUUACCAACGGGCUAAUUAUAGUUGUGUUUUACCGGCAGAGCGCUUUGUCUAUGUUAGCUCUUUUAAUCCCGCUAAUAAUUCUGUGAGGUUGGUACUAUUAGUUCCAUUUUUCAGACGAGGACGCUUAAUAGAUGAUAAUCGACACAUUCUCUGCUUGCUCUGAGCUGCAUCUCAACAGCUGGCUCUGAAGCAAGCAAAGGGAGACUGAGGGAAACAGAGCGGAGCAGGGCAAGCCAACUGAAAGUGAGAAAUGCAGGAAAUGUUUCUCAUCUAGGCAGGAGCUGGUUCCAGCAUUCAAAUCUCUCCAGCCGGCCCGCCACCACGUCACAAACCCCGCCUCUCAGUGACAAAGCCCCGCCCCGUUCCUUUGGCUGUUCCCUGAGCUCCCAAUACUUCCCUCUUUCUCUUUGGCCCCUCCUACCCCGCUAGCAUCAUUUCCUGUGCGCUGGAUGCUGAUUGGUCCGACGGUCGGAAGUGAGGGCGGGCGGUGGGGGCCGUUGCCGCAGUGACAGUGCUAGGGGAGUCCGAAGAUGGCGGCGUCGCGUCGCUCUCAGCAUCAUCACCACCAUCAUCAACAACAGCUCCAGCCCGCCCCAGGGGCUUCAGCGCCGCCGCCGCCACCUCCUCCCCCACUCAGCCCUGGCCUGGCCCCAGGGACCACCCCAGCCUCUCCCACGGCCAGCGGCCUGGCCCCCUUCGCCUCCCCGCGGCACGGCCUAGCGCUGCCGGAGGGGGAUGGCAGUCGGGAUCCGCCCGACAGGCCCCGAUCCCCGGACCCGGUUGACGGUACCAGCUGUUGCAAUACCACCAGCACAAUCUGUACCGUCGCCGCCGCUCCCGUGGUCCCAGCGGUUUCUACUUCAUCUGCCGUUGGGGUCGCUCCCAACCCAGCCGGCAGUGGCAGUAACAAUUCACCGUCGUCCUCUUCUUCCCCGACUUCUUCCUCAUCUUCCUCUCCAUCCUCGCCUGGAUCGAGCUUGGCGGAGAGCCCCGAGGCGGCCGGAGUUAGCAGCACAGCACCAUUGGGGCCUGGGGCAGCAGGACCUGGGACAGGGGUCCCAGCAGUGAGCGGGGCCCUACGGGAACUACUGGAGGCCUGUCGCAAUGGGGACGUGUCCCGGGUAAAGAGGCUGGUGGACGCGGCAAACGUAAAUGCAAAGGACAUGGCCGGCAGGAAGUCUUCUCCCCUGCACUUCGCUGCAGGUUUUGGAAGGAAGGAUGUUGUAGAACACUUACUACAGAUGGGUGCUAAUGUCCAUGCUCGUGAUGAUGGAGGUCUCAUCCCACUUCAUAAUGCCUGUUCUUUUGGCCAUGCUGAGGUUGUGAGUCUGUUAUUGUGCCAAGGAGCUGAUCCAAAUGCCAGGGAUAACUGGAACUAUACACCUCUGCAUGAAGCUGCUAUUAAAGGGAAAAUCGAUGUGUGCAUUGUGCUGCUGCAGCACGGAGCUGAUCCAAACAUUCGGAACACUGAUGGGAAAUCAGCCCUGGACCUGGCAGAUCCUUCAGCCAAAGCUGUCCUUACAGGUGAAUACAAGAAAGACGAACUCCUAGAAGCUGCUAGGAGUGGUAAUGAAGAAAAACUAAUGGCUUUACUGACUCCUCUAAAUGUGAAUUGCCAUGCAAGUGAUGGGCGAAAGUCAACUCCUUUACAUCUAGCAGCGGGCUACAACAGAGUUCGAAUAGUUCAGCUUCUUCUUCAGCAUGGUGCUGAUGUUCAUGCAAAAGACAAAGGUGGACUUGUGCCUCUUCAUAAUGCAUGUUCAUACGGACAUUAUGAAGUCACAGAACUGCUAUUAAAGCAUGGAGCUUGUGUUAAUGCCAUGGAUCUCUGGCAGUUUACUCCACUGCAUGAGGCUGCUUCCAAGAAUCGUGUAGAAGUCUGCUCUUUGUUACUUAGCCAUGGCGCUGAUCCUACGUUAGUCAACUGCCAUGGCAAAAGUGCUGUGGAUAUGGCUCCAACUCCGGAGCUCAGGGAGAGAUUGACUUAUGAAUUUAAAGGUCAUUCUUUACUACAAGCAGCCAGAGAAGCAGACUUAGCUAAAGUUAAAAAAACACUUGCUCUGGAAAUCAUUAAUUUCAAACAACCACAGUCUCAUGAAACAGCACUGCACUGUGCUGUGGCCUCUCUGCAUCCCAAACGAAAACAAGUGACAGAAUUGUUACUUAGAAAAGGAGCAAAUGUUAAUGAAAAAAAUAAAGAUUUCAUGACUCCCCUGCAUGUUGCAGCAGAAAGAGCCCAUAAUGAUGUCAUGGAAGUUCUGCAUAAACAUGGCGCCAAGAUGAAUGCACUGGACACCCUUGGUCAGACUGCUUUGCAUAGAGCUGCCCUAGCAGGCCACCUGCAGACCUGCCGCCUUCUGCUGAGUUACGGCUCUGACCCCUCCAUCAUCUCCUUACAAGGCUUCACAGCAGCACAGAUGGGUAAUGAAGCAGUGCAGCAGAUUCUGAGUGAGAGUACACCUAUACGUACUUCUGAUGUUGACUAUCGACUCUUAGAGGCAUCUAAAGCUGGAGACUUGGAAACUGUGAAGCAACUUUGCAGCCCUCAAAAUGUGAAUUGUAGAGACUUAGAGGGCCGGCAUUCCACGCCCUUACACUUCGCGGCAGGCUACAACCGCGUGUCUGUUGUAGAGUACCUGCUACACCACGGUGCCGAUGUCCAUGCCAAAGACAAGGGUGGCUUGGUGCCCCUUCAUAAUGCCUGUUCCUAUGGACACUAUGAGGUGGCUGAGCUUUUAGUAAGGCACGGGGCUUCUGUCAAUGUGGCGGACUUAUGGAAAUUUACCCCUCUCCAUGAAGCAGCAGCUAAAGGAAAGUAUGAAAUCUGCAAGCUCCUUUUAAAACAUGGAGCAGAUCCAACUAAAAAGAACAGAGAUGGAAAUACACCUUUGGAUUUGGUAAAGGAAGGAGACACAGAUAUUCAGGACUUACUGAGAGGGGAUGCUGCCUUGUUGGAUGCUGCCAAGAAGGGCUGCCUGGCAAGAGUGCAGAAGCUCUGUACCCCCUAGAAUAUCAACUGCAGAGACACCCAGGGCAGAAAUUCAACCCCUCUGCACUUGGCAGCAGGCUACAAUAACCUGGAAGUAGCUGAAUAUCUUCUAGAGCAUGGAGCUGAUGUUAAUGCCCAGGACAAGGGUGGUUUAAUUCCUCUUCAUAAUGCGGCAUCUUAUGGGCAUGUUGACAUAGCGGCAUUAUUGAUAAAAUACAACACGUGUGUAAAUGCAACAGAUAAGUGGGCAUUUACUCCUCUCCAUGAAGCAGCCCAGAAAGGAAGGACGCAGCUGUGCGCCCUCCUUCUAGCGCAUGGUGCAGACCCCACCAUGAAGAACCAGGAAGGCCAGACGCCUCUGGAUCUGGCAACAGCUGACGAUAUCAGAGCUUUGCUGAUAGACGCCAUGCCCCCAGAGGCCUUACCUACCUGUUUUAAACCUCAGGCUACUGUAGUGAGUGCCUCUCUGAUCUCACCGGCAUCCACCCCCUCCUGCCUCUCUGCUGCCAGCAGCAUAGACAACCUCACUGGCCCUUUAGCAGAGUUGGCCGUAGGAGGAGCCUCCAACGCAGGGGACGGCGCCGCGGGAACAGAAAGGAAGGAAGGAGAAGUUACCGGUCUUGACAUGAAUAUCAGCCAAUUUCUAAAAAGCCUUGGCCUUGAACACCUUCGGGAUAUCUUUGAAACAGAACAGAUUACCCUAGAUGUGUUGGCUGAUAUGGGUCAUGAAGAGUUGAAGGAAAUAGGCAUCAAUGCGUAUGGGCACCGCCACAAAUUAAUCAAAGGAGUAGAAAGACUUUUAGGUGGACAACAAGGCACCAAUCCUUAUUUGACUUUUCACUGUGUUAAUCAGGGGACGAUUUUGCUGGAUCUUGCUCCAGAAGAUAAAGAAUAUCAGUCAGUGGAAGAAGAGAUGCAAAGUACAAUUCGAGAACACAGAGAUGGUGGUAAUGCUGGCGGCAUCUUCAACAGAUACAAUGUCAUUCGAAUUCAAAAAGUUGUCAACAAGAAGUUGAGGGAGCGGUUCUGCCACCGACAGAAGGAAGUGUCUGAGGAGAAUCACAACCAUCACAAUGAGCGCAUGUUGUUUCACGGUUCUCCUUUCAUUAAUGCCAUUAUUCAUAAAGGGUUUGAUGAGCGACAUGCAUACAUAGGAGGAAUGUUUGGAGCUGGGAUUUAUUUUGCUGAAAACUCCUCAAAAAGCAACCAAUAUGUUUAUGGAAUUGGAGGAGGAACAGGCUGCCCUACACACAAAGACAGGUCGUGCUAUAUAUGUCACAGACAAAUGCUCUUCUGUAGAGUGACCCUUGGGAAAUCCUUUCUGCAGUUUAGCACCAUGAAAAUGGCCCACGCGCCUCCAGGGCACCACUCAGUCAUUGGUCGACCGAGCGUCAAUGGGCUGGCAUAUGCUGAAUAUGUCAUCUACAGAGGAGAACAGGCAUACCCAGAGUAUCUCAUCACUUACCAGAUCAUGAAGCCAGAGGCCCCUUCCCAGACUGCAACAGCCGCAGAGCAGAAGACCUAGUGAAUGCCUGCUGGUGAAGGCCGGAUCAGAUUUCAGCCUGGGACUGCAGUACAGAGGAUUGUUUCUAACAACAACAUCAAUAUUCUAGAAGUCCCUGACAGCCUAGAAAUGAGCUGUUUGUCUUUCAUAAAGCAUUGAUAUAGUGAUGAAUAGUAUGAGUAACUGAUACAUACUCAACUGCUACUGUUCCCUUUGAGGAAAUGUUUACAGGGGCGGCCUUUUACCAUAUCUCAGGCUCAUUUUCAUUGCAGUUAUCCAUUUCUAAAACAAGGUCACUUCGAUCUAGACUUGGAAAUGGGAAAUAAAACAUAACCAAUGCUUUUUCAGAUGUUCACGAUUCACACACUACGUUUGUUUUGUUACGCAUGACACGUGUAUAUAACAAGUAUACACAUAUGACAGGCGACAGGCUUAUUUCUGAUUUGCCAGACAUGCAUCAUUGGCUAUUGUUUGUUUGUUUUUUGGUUUUUGUGGGUUUUUUUGGUUACUUUGAAAAUGAGCCAGAGCCUUCUUGAGGAUAUUUUGCACAGAGUCACGCUGACAAAAUCAUUAGCAAUGCAACCCAAGCUUCUGGCUGAGCAAGAUUCCGUUUCCACUUUUAAAUUUUUUUCAUUUUUCUCUGUAGCUGCACAUCUCAUUAACGUAAAUUGAGAUGAAAAGGAAAAAACAUCAAGUUUUAGUAUCCUUUUAUGAAUCGGCCUAUCUUACAAGGGAAGGGUACAAACACCAACCUGACUUAGGAACUCCUAAAUUCAGAGAAGUCAGAGCCGGAGAAGGCCACUUGCUCUGUCCAAUACAAGCCUGCCACAGAGGUCUUCGGGACCGUACUGGGGAUGCAGGCUGACACGGGCUUGAGUUCUGAGGUGAAAAAACUGGGGAAACUGUGAAGGAAGAGCUGCAUUAAGGAGGAUGAAGAGCGUGUGGUUCUGUAUCAUUGCAGCCCCAGUGGACCCAGGGGAUGCCUCCAAAAAGUAAAUGCUUCCUUCCCUUUAUCUGUACUGUUGGGAUUGGUACCCCCUCCAAAUUAGCUGCCUUAUUUCAAAAGUCAGUGAAAUACUGUACUUCAUUAGAGUCACAAAAAUACUACUUUAUUGUUUCUUUAGUUAAGAAAGCUAGGAUUCAGACCCAAAUAGUGGAUAGAUAACACACAAAUGCAAGGACUUUUUUGUUUACUCCAGAUUUGGGGUUUAUUUUGAGUGGCAUGCUUCAAAUAGUUCAUAAAGAUCCUUGCAUUAAAUUUUUGAACCAUUUCUUCAAACUUCUUAGUGUAUUUAGACAAGGAGAACAAAAAUGGAAACCAAAGCCCUUUCCGUUAUUUUUUAAGUGAAGGUGAGAAAGAAAUACCAUACAAUUUUCUUUGUGAAAUUACUGUUUAUUUUCAUCAACAUUUACCAAGUGCCAUUGACAUUUAUAAAAAAAAAAAAUCCCUUAAAUAGUUCUUACACUUGCCCUUUUCACCUUAACUGAAUAUGAACUGAGUGCACUAACUUACUUACUUGAUAUACUGUGCAUCUACUCUGCUUUGAAGCAAAAGAAAUAUAAACACGAGGAGGAACAGGAAAGACAGUGUGACACUAACUUGCCAUUGCAAUUUAAAACCCUGAAAACGAUGGGUUUAAAGCAAGGUGAUUAAGCUGUGACCUCCUUUAAUCUCCUGAAGCAAAGUAAAAUGGUUACAUGCAAAACUUCUAGACAUAGACUCUUAAAAUACACACAUUUUGCUUUCAUUUUGGCUUCAACCCAGUGCUGGAACUAGGCAUCCAGACUAGUUUGAAUUUUUGUAGCUGAAUCUUGCAUGGGUGCUCAAAAUUAAAUCAAGAAUUUGCCUCAGUUUUUGCUUCUUUUGAAGUUUCAGUGACCCAAGCUGGGUGUGUGUGUCUUGGCUACUUGUUUAAUAGCACUGGAAUUCCAUAUGAAGCUUUGAGAGUUGAUAUUCAUUAAGAGGGAUUUUUUUCCCCCUCUUUACUUCUCUUUUGCUAUAACAAAGGGUUGAAGAAAUUGCCAUCUGUGUAGUUUUCAGUAGCUGUCAAGUGUGUAUUACUUACCUUCCCCCAGACGUAGUUUAAAAUGGUAAAUACAGCUGUGAUUUUUAGUUAAGUAAAAGAGUUAAUAUGAUAUAGAUAUGGAAAGCUUUAUAGCUUCAUUAAAAAGAUAAACCACUACCUAACUGUGGUUGUAUGUUGUUUCCAUCAUACUAACUAGAUCAGUGGAUGCGCCAGUUUUCAUCUUGGUCCUUACACUUGAGAAGUUAAACUGUGGUUCAAUAUUUAAACUGCCAGUGUUCUAUGUCUCAUGUUCUGUGUGGCAAGUGAAGGUACUGUGUAAGGAAGACAUUUGCGGUGCUUCUUGUCUUAUAAUGAUUCAAGUAUAUAGUAAUUCUUGAAAGAGUGUGCAUAUGUUACUCAUCUGCUUAAGAGAGUGGGUUAAUGGAUAUAUCACAGGAGCCAAAUACAUUUUUUUCAGAACUUGAAAACCAAAGGUCAUCAUGAGUGCACUCAAAAGUUAGCAAAAGUUGAUUACAUUUGGGAUUUUCAUCUGUAGCUGUAUGAAGAACCCUUUCCAAUAUAAAAGCAUGGCAUUAAAUUAGGCCGAAGUCUUUUAUUUUUUGUAUAUGUACCAUAUAGAAAUACUAGCAAGUUAGGAUCAUCCAAUUAGGCCUACCCCAAAAUGGCCCCUCUGUUUCCCUGACCACAUGGAAGAAAGAAUCUGAACGUCUCCACCAGCUUUACCCAAGUUCCAAAACUAAAGGGCUUCUGCAGACCUGAUGGUGCCAGUUUACCUGUUGUUGGCCAACUGGAUACUUGACUCAGGCAUAAAUUAAGUGCCCUGGUCCUGAAAUUUUCUCCUUGUAUUUGACCUCCUUCCCUGUUCCCUAAAUUACUAGUCUGGAAUUAAAAUGAGCUCCAGCAAUGACCUUUGACUCCAUUCAUUUUCUCCUCCCUCAUCUUGGGUCUUAAAAAAAGGAGACCAGAUACCUCUUAGUUUUUGUAUCGCAACCAGGAAUGGGUAAUAGGCCUCAUGCGCUUUGUUCUCAGAACACUCUGCCGCUUUGUUAACAAAUGACAGCAUGGAACCCAGAGUUUUGAUUCUAUGCAAAAUAACAGCAGUGCAACCAGGAUUCUUGCUUUCCUUUUCCUUCUUGGAGUUUGGAAUUUCUAGCUUUUCAAGCAGCAUAAGUAGAAUCAACAUUAGGAUGUUUUCAUGAAAUAGCAUCCUUAUACUCCUUUGAGCUUGAUUUAGUGGCUAGACUGAGUUCCCUUUGCUCUCAAAAUAGCAAAGUGCAUUGAAAUAUACAGAGAAAUGCCUGAAUAUGGCAAGCAAAUAAAGUAAUGUAGGUUAACGUUCUAUUAUUGUAUCCAUUUUACAAAAAAUGAAAUAAAAAUGUGAUUUAUGCUGGAGAACGGCAUUAGAAUGCAAUACGUUUUCUAGGUUUUCUCUGUUUCAGUGUCUCUCCCAAUCGCACGAAGGGUUAUUGGGCAUUGUCCCCACCCCCGCCUUUUUAAAUGUGCACUAUCUGGAUUCCUGUAAAUGGCCUUGCAAACAGAAGUGGUGUGUAUUUUCAAGCACCUUUCCCCCAAUUGUGUCCGAAUCCCAUUUGUGUGAUAUCUGUGACAAAUAGCCUUCUUACUGUGUUUUCUGUUGGACUAAUUAUCUCACAUAAAGCUAUAGACCUUACUAAUUUGGCAGGUAUUCACAACUGACAUUAGGAUUUCAUGUCAGAAAUUUAUUUAAAGAGUAAAGUUAAAUUUGUUUAGUGUCAGAUCAGUGACAGAGAAGUGAAAAGAAAGUAAUUGUGAAAGUGAUGUUUGAGCUAUUGUACACAUGUAGCAUAUGAAAAGGAAAUGCAUUAAAAAAAAUACUACUCUAAAACAUGAGGCUUCUUCAGCAACGUGUGCAUUCUGCUAUUAAGAGAUAGUUAAAUUUUUCUCCUCUAGAAAGCCUUAAUUAUGGCAGAAACUUUUUAACCUUUUAUAUUUUAAUAAAUAAAACAUUGUAGUCCCAUUUCUUAGUGUUUGAAAGGUGUGUCAGUGAGUCGGCCAUGUCUCCAUGUGUUUCAUACCUGUUCAUCUUGUUUUAUGAUGGUAUAUUUCAUAAGUAAUAUUCCCUUACAUGCAAUGGAGCUGAUUAAAAUUAAUCCAUUUCAAUUUCUCCAUAUCGGAAAUUCCUCAGCUACCAGAUUUCUGGUUUGGAGAAGUGCUGGAAAGAUUUCAAAGCCUAUUCAAUUGUGUAUGUGGGGAUACAACAACCGCGGUGAUACAUUGUAGAAUAUGAGUGAUAUGCAAGCUGUGUUUUUUAAUUGUUUUAAAAUGUAAACUGUGGUUAUACUAAAGUGAAAACCUAGAGGAAGCUAAAGAUUUUUAUAUACUUUGUACGGCCAAAUAUGGUCGUAGUAUGACCAGUUGUAUACAUUGCCAGAGAGUUCUGCCUCCUCUGAAAUAACAUUCGCACCGUAGAUUGCAUUUCUGCUUUUCCUUCUUUCACAUUCUUUUUUGCUUUACACGUCACAUCUUCGCACCUGCCCUACCACCCAUCCUUUCAGAGAGGUUUCUCUUACGUUCCAGAAUUCAGAUUGUUCUGUGAUUUCUUUUUUAUCAGUCUACCCAUUUCUGCAGGCAGCCCUGAAAGCCCUUGUGUUGAUUCAGAGGUUUGCAGAGAAAUGCAGUUGAACCCUGGUAGUGGGGUGUCCCUCACACACCCGUGCACCCCUCCCAAAGUUCAGGAUGAAAGGCUAGAAAGCGCAGUCAAAGUGAGGAAAGAACACAGAUCUUUGAGGCCAAUAGCCUAGACCUAGAAGAUGACCUUGACUGUGUAAACAUUGUCUCCAUGACACCAAACAUUUAAACUCUUCAUGUGCAUAUAACACCUGCUUCUGCUCCCAUGGUUUCAAGCUCAUCUUAUCUUUGUAGUAGUAAUAUUUGUCUUUGAUACCUACAAACUAAAAAGGUACUUUUAUCAAGGUUUCUCAAAACAUUUACAAAACCAGCUUUGAGGAAAUGCGGAGUGUUGCCCGGCAACAGCACUCGGAGUAGUAAUUGUAUUUUCUCAUUGUGAUGUUAGUCUGUGUAAGUAACCAGUGUAGUAACUCUUUGGUUCAUUAUUGGCGUUGUUUUUAUUUUUAGUCUCUGUAUGACCCACCAGUGGCAGGGGUUCCAACCCCCCUCCUCUCUUUUUUGCAUUUAUCUAUUUGUAGGAUUGUCAGAUGUACAAGAUGCCCAGUUAAGUUUGAAUUUCAGAGAAACAAUUUCGCUUAAGAAUGUUUCAUGCAAUAUUUGGCGUAUAUUUACGAUACAAGCAUUCGUUAUUUGAAACUCAAAUGUAACUGAGCGUGCUGGUUUUUUUCAUUGUUUGGUUUUCUAAAUCUGGCAUUCCAACAGAUUUGGUCAUGGAAAAUCACCUACAGCAUGUUAAACUCCUCUGGUCAUCAUCGUCUUGUCACCUGAAAUAGAAGUCCUUUUUCCCUCCCCCUCCACUUCUUUCCAAAGGAAGGCAUCAAGGAACGUAACCUGCCUGCCUGGCGGGUUUCUAUUUAAGACAUCUUUGUGAUUAUAUUUAACCUGCAAUUGUGCUUUGGCUUAAUGUCUAGCUCACUGUACUUGUAAUUGAUUAAUAUUCAAUAAAACCAUUUUUAAAAUA
Molecule: messenger RNA, 10392 nt
Organism: Chlorocebus sabaeus (green monkey)
Lineage: Eukaryota; Metazoa; Chordata; Mammalia; Primates; Cercopithecidae
Gene: TNKS
Product: tankyrase
Molecular function (GO): protein binding; NAD+ poly-ADP-ribosyltransferase activity
Source: RefSeq, a predicted model, not a curated record